AGAACUUAAGUUUUAAUUUUUAAACCUUUCAGAAAUUGUUAAUAUAGAUGUUUAUAACUUCUACUUUUUAAAUUAUUUCACUUAUUGAACAGAUAUUAGUGAACUUCUAGGUGCUGAGGAAACAACAAAGAGCAAAGCAAAGUCCCUGUCCCCCAGGAGUUCGCGUUUUAACGGGGAAGAAAAAUAAGCAAGUGAAAUGGACGACUGUGAGAAGACGGAGCAGGGAGAUGUUACUAUUGCUUGUAGGGUGGUCACAGAAUGCCUGCAAAAACAACCCUUUUGAAGAAUUGGGAAAAAAAUAAAAACCAUUUGGCUGAAACAGCCCUGAGAAGGGCAGCUUCUUCCACCACUCUUUCAUCAUUUUACCAUCUGUGGGUUAUCCCCGGGGUCACUGCUAUCCCAGCCUAGGUUUUAUACAGGAUGGAGUACGAAGUUCCCGCAACUAUCCAAACGGUAAAAUGUGCUUAAAAAAAAAAACCUAUUUAAAAAGGAAUCCUGCUUGUUCCUGCGCUACAUUUUUCUUUAGUCUCUUUGAUUGACUUGGAAUCUCUGCCUGUUCUCGGUGCAUGCGGCUCGAAGGUGGGCUAGGGAGCUCCCCUUCUCUUAACCACCUCGCAGCCGGCACUGGAACCCGAUCGGAGUGUAUCUGUGGGGCUGCGGCGUUGGCUCGGGCCCUAACGUCGCCGAGGACGCCCGCUUCGGGAGCAGGAGCUGCGGCGUGGCCCUGGCGCUUCCGGACACCCGGUAGGGCGGCGGGCCCAACGGUGGGGUCCGCGCUCACCGCCUUGAGCCCGCCCCUGCGCCCGGCGCCCUCAGCCCACGCCCCGCCCAGUCCCCCAGGCCCUAGCGUUUACCCCCACGCCCCGCCUCGCCCCGCGACCCACGUACCCCGCCUCCGAGCCCCGCCCCCGCCCCCACGUGCCCCGCCCCCGUCCCCGUGCCUGCCCCUGAGCCGCGCCCCGCCCCCCGCGUCCCGCUUAGCCCCCCACCCCGAGCCCCACCCACCGAACCCCGCCCGCGCCGGGAGCAUCUCGCGUCCCCAACGGGCCCCCGGGUCGGUUUCCGCGGUGGCCAUGACUGCGGCCGUGUUCUUCGGCUGCGCCUUCAUUGCCUUCGGGCCUGCGCUCGCCCUUUAUGUCUUCACCAUCGCCACCGAGCCGUUGCGUAUCAUCUUCCUCAUCGCCGGAGCUUUCUUCUGGUUGGUGUCUCUACUGAUUUCGUCCCUUGUUUGGUUCAUGGCAAGAGUCAUUAUUGACAACAAAGAUGGACCAACACAGAAAUAUCUGCUGAUCUUUGGAGCGUUUGUCUCUGUCUAUAUCCAAGAAAUGUUCCGAUUUGCAUAUUAUAAACUCUUAAAAAAAGCCAGUGAGGGUUUGAAGAGUAUAAACCCAGGUGAGACAGCGCCCUCUAUGCGACUGCUGGCCUAUGUUUCUGGCUUGGGCUUUGGAAUCAUGAGUGGAGUAUUUUCCUUUGUGAAUACCCUAUCUGACUCCUUGGGGCCAGGCACGGUGGGCAUUCAUGGAGAUUCUCCUCAGUUCUUCCUUUAUUCAGCUUUCAUGACGCUGGUCAUCAUCUUGCUGCAUGUAUUCUGGGGCAUUGUAUUUUUUGAUGGCUGUGAGAAGAAAAAGUGGGGCAUCCUCCUUAUCGUUCUCCUGACCCACCUGCUGGUGUCAGCCCAGACCUUCAUAAGUUCUUAUUAUGGAAUAAACCUGGCGUCAGCAUUUAUAAUCCUGGUGCUCAUGGGCACCUGGGCAUUCUUAGCUGCGGGAGGCAGCUGCCGAAGCCUGAAACUCUGCCUACUCUGCCAAGACAAGAACUUUCUUCUUUACAACCAGCGCUCCAGAUAACCUCAGGGAACCAGCACUUCCCAAACUGCAGACUACAUCUUUAGAGGAAGCACAACUGUGCCUUUUUCUGAAAAUCCCUUUUUCUGGUGGAAUUGAGAAAGAAAUAAAACUAUCCAGAUAUGCGUUCCAUUCA
Messenger RNA from Pan troglodytes (chimpanzee), 1980 nucleotides. It is a transcript of the gene APH1B, whose product is annotated as aph-1 homolog B, gamma-secretase subunit. NCBI's taxonomy places the organism in Eukaryota, Metazoa, Chordata, Mammalia, Primates, Hominidae. Gene Ontology annotation, biological process: protein processing; positive regulation of catalytic activity. The record is from RefSeq and is a predicted model, not a curated record. Gene Ontology annotation, cellular component: membrane. The transcript has 6 exons. The coding region runs from base 567 to 1847 and encodes 426 amino acids.